AUUUGUACCGACAAAUUUCACAUUAACUGAAGUAUUAGAACGUGAGAAACCGCCAACAGUAGAGGCGCAAUACAUUUGGGGCAGUCGUUCACUGAAUACAUGCUACGAGACUAUAUUUAAACUUUAUCGUGGUUUUGUUGGUGCACCACAUUUUGCCGCUAUUUGUCGUCUGUUAGGUUAUCGAGGUUUAUAUGUGAUUAUGGAAGAGGUUAUGAAAGUUGCUCAAUCAUUGUUAAAUCAAACAUUACGUGAUUAUGUAUGUCGUUUAGUACGUUUAAUGCCACAAUCUUUGUUGAUUCCAACGGAGAAAAUUGAAUCAGAUGCUGUUUUCACAGCUCUGUACACUCAAUUACAACAAAUUUAUAAAUAUACCGAUUUACGUACAAAUGUAUUUCAAAAUUUUCGUGAAUUCGGUAAUAUUUUAAUUUGUUGUUUACAAUUAGAAAAGAAUUUAUCAAUUGAAGAUUCAUUUAGUCUACGUCAUGCUGGACCUUUUAUUGGCCAAAUGCCAAGACAAUUCUUUCCACCGAUUCCAUCUCAUGAAG
This is a messenger RNA of Schistosoma turkestanicum, 545 nucleotides long. Lineage: Eukaryota; Metazoa; Platyhelminthes; Trematoda; Strigeidida; Schistosomatidae. The record is from the annotation of a GenBank genome assembly.